Aegilops tauschii subsp. strangulata is the source of this 1234-nucleotide messenger RNA. Its product is annotated as exosome complex component RRP4 homolog. Gene Ontology annotation, biological process: nuclear polyadenylation-dependent rRNA catabolic process; U4 snRNA 3'-end processing; poly(A)-dependent snoRNA 3'-end processing. Lineage: Eukaryota; Viridiplantae; Streptophyta; Magnoliopsida; Poales; Poaceae. Gene Ontology annotation, cellular component: cytoplasmic exosome (RNase complex); nuclear exosome (RNase complex). The record is from RefSeq and is a predicted model, not a curated record. Gene Ontology annotation, molecular function: RNA binding.
GACUAAUUUUCGCCGUCGAUCAGCGGCAACGCCGACAACCUCCGACGCUUCCUCCUUCUCCUCCCCGGCGAUGGGAGACCUCCACCUACGACUGAACCAGACACAGAGGGUCCGCCUCGAGGCCGCACUCCACGAGCUCCAGGCCCUCGCCCCCGCCGCCGCCGCCGUCACCUUCGCCGACAACAUCCCCGUCAACCCCGAGGACACCAUCCUCAAGGGGCAUGGCACGUCUGAUCAGGACGGGGAGGUUGUGGCGACGGUGUGCGGCGUGGUGGAGCGGGUCCAGAAUCUCGUCUGCGUGAGGACGCUCCGGGCAAGGUAUAAGCCACAGAAAGGGGAUAUCAUUAUUGGCCGUGUCAGUGAGAUUGCUUCUAAGCGCUGGAGGUUGGAGACAAACUUUAGCCAAGGUGCUGUUCUGAUGCUUUCUUCUAUGAAUUUGCCUGAUGGAAUCCAGGCUGAAGUUUGUCAUAUCCAACACGAUGGAUCUCUUGACCUACAGCCAAGGAGUCAGAAAUAUGGAAAGCUUCAGAGGGGUCAGUUGCUCACAGUACCUGCCUAUUUGGUAAAACGGCGAAAGCAGCAUUUCCAUCAUCUUGAGCAAUAUGAUGCCGAUUUGAUUCUCGGUUGCAAUGGAUUCGUCUGGGUAGGCGAGCAUGCCGUGGUGGAUGAAGAGACUAAUUCGAACGAAGAUCAACAUAAGUUGAGCAUGGAAGUGGAGGCUUUUACCCCACUAGAAACUAGAAGGCACAUUUGCCGGCUUGCCAAUGCCGUGCGCGUGCUUUCAGCCCUUGGAUUCACCCUUACUGUCGAACUGAUAAUCCAAACCGCUGAAGCAGGUCUAUCAUCAGACGUCGAGAUAAACAACAUGCUCGGAGCUGAAUUUUAUGUCCAGACAGCGGAGAGAGAGGCCAAGCGUCGAGCCGAUCUCUCAAGAAGGAUGAACGGGCCAAGGUAAAAUGCAGUUUGGUCCUGCCUGCCUGAUUAUUUGUAGAGUAACAGUACCUGACCUGUACGAUAAUUAUCUGUAAAGGAAAAUAGAGCCAAUCGAGCGCCGACGUAGUCGAACACAUACAGAUCAAGAACUUUUUUGAGAUGUGGACCCUUGCUCAACCUUGUCGCGUCCAUGUAGUUAGUGGUAGCAGUAUCAAAAUAGCUGCUAUCGACGGAGAUUUUGUAUACUCUGUUAUGUAGGCCACUGUUCGCUUGCAUAAACUUGCUUUUUGUGUUCUUUUGA